Messenger RNA from Gorilla gorilla gorilla (western lowland gorilla), 2724 nucleotides. It is a transcript of the gene NAB2, whose product is annotated as NGFI-A binding protein 2. Gene Ontology annotation, cellular component: nucleus. The transcript has 6 exons. Gene Ontology annotation, molecular function: transcription factor binding; transcription coregulator activity. Bases 350 to 1936 code for a protein of 528 amino acids. Lineage: Eukaryota; Metazoa; Chordata; Mammalia; Primates; Hominidae. Gene Ontology annotation, biological process: negative regulation of DNA-templated transcription. The record is from RefSeq and is a predicted model, not a curated record.
CGCGGCCGAGAGGCCCCAGCGCCCGCCCCCCCGGCCCCCGCCCCCACCCCCGCCCCCGGCUCUGCCCACGCCCUCCGCCCGCCAGCCCGGCAGCCAGCGCAGCUCCGGGCCUCGCUCCCCGUGCGUCCUGCGGGGGCGGAGGCGCGGAGAGGCGGCAAGCGCAGCCGGGGAGGGUGGGGGGGCAGAGGCACAGACAGAGGCGCGGAGGCUCGGAGAGAGAAGACGUGGAGGGAGGGACAGAGCCUGGACAGCGGUGGACACGGCAUCGUGCGCGGGGAAGAGGGCAGCACGCAGCAGGCGCCGAGCGCCGGGCACCGAGAAGGGCAGCCCGGGUGGUCUCCGGCCGUCCAUGCACAGAGCGCCUUCCCCCACAGCCGAGCAGCCGCCGGGUGGAGGGGACAGCGCCCGCCGGACCCUGCAGCCCAGACUCAAGCCCAGUGCCCGAGCCAUGGCACUGCCUCGGACGCUGGGGGAGCUGCAGCUGUACCGGGUCCUGCAGCGCGCCAACCUCCUUUCCUACUAUGAGACCUUCAUCCAGCAGGGAGGGGACGACGUGCAGCAGCUGUGUGAGGCGGGUGAGGAGGAGUUUCUGGAGAUCAUGGCACUUGUGGGCAUGGCCACCAAGCCCCUCCAUGUCCGGCGCCUGCAGAAGGCACUGAGAGAGUGGGCCACCAAUCCAGGGCUCUUCAGUCAACCAGUGCCUGCUGUUCCCGUCUCCAGCAUCCCGCUCUUCAAGAUCUCUGAGACUGCGGGUACCCGGAAAGGGAGCAUGAGCAAUGGGCAUGGCAGCCCAGGGGAAAAGGCAGGCAGUGCCCGCAGUUUUAGCCCCAAGAGCCCCCUUGAACUUGGAGAGAAGCUAUCACCACUGCCUGGGGGACCUGGGGCAGGGGACCCCCGGAUCUGGCCAGGCCGGAGCACUCCAGAGUCGGACGUUGGGGCAGGAGGAGAAGAGGAGGCUGGCUCGCCCCCCUUCUCCCCCCCUGCAGGGGGAGGAGUCCCUGAGGGGACUGGGGCUGGGGGGCUGGCAGCAGGUGGGACUGGGGGUGGUCCAGACCGACUGGAGCCAGAGAUGGUACGCAUGGUGGUGGAAAGUGUGGAGAGGAUCUUCCGGAGCUUCCCAAGGGGGGAUGCUGGGGAGGUCACAUCCCUGCUAAAGCUGAAUAAGAAGCUGGCACGGAGCGUUGGGCACAUCUUUGAGAUGGAUGAUAAUGACAGCCAGAAGGAAGAGGAGAUCCGCAAAUACAGCAUCAUCUAUGGCCGUUUCGACUCUAAGCGGCGGGAGGGCAAGCAGCUCAGCCUGCACGAGCUCACCAUCAACGAGGCUGCUGCCCAGUUCUGCAUGAGGGACAACACGCUCUUAUUACGGAGAGUGGAGCUCUUCUCUUUGUCCCGCCAAGUAGCCCGAGAGAGCACCUACUUGUCCUCCUUGAAGGGCUCCAGGCUUCACCCUGAAGAACUGGGAGGCCCUCCACUGAAGAAGCUGAAACAAGAGGUUGGAGAACAGAGUCACCCUGAAAUCCAGCAGCCUCCCCCAGGCCCUGAGUCCUAUGUACCCCCAUACCGCCCCAGCCUGGAGGAGGACAGCGCCAGCCUGUCUGGGGAGAGUCUGGAUGGACAUUUGCAGGCUGUGGGGUCAUGUCCAAGGCUGACGCCGCCCCCUGCUGACCUGCCUCUGGCAUUGCCAGCCCAUGGGCUAUGGAGCCGCCACAUCCUGCAGCAGACACUGAUGGACGAGGGGCUGCGGCUCGCCCGCCUCGUCUCCCACGACCGCGUGGGCCGCCUCAGCCCCUGUGUGCCUGCGAAGCCACCUCUCGCAGGUGAGGCAGCCAGCAGUGCUGUCCCCAAGCACCCCGGCCACCCAGGCCCCACACAGCAAUUCUGGUGUCCUGGGGCCAGGUGGGAGGAAGAGGGAUAUAGUUGUCAGAGGGGGCAGUAGGAUGGCUGGGCUCCAACCAGCCAGGCCUUGGGGUGCAGAGAGGCAGACCCUGCCGAGCUGCUCCCACCAUGGAAAGUCUGGUCCUAGUGUAGAUCUGUGAAACGGGAACUGGGGAACGGGGGACAGAGAAAAGAGGAUGAAGGAGCAGGAAGGAGGAGCAUCAAUAAGGGAAGCUCAGAUGGCACUUCCACCAACCCAGGAGUGGGGAGCAGGCUAGGAGUUGUGGGGAUGGGGAUGGGGAUGCCCAGCUUGGAAGCAGAGGAGCCCAAAGCAGUGAUGCUUUGUGUGUGGAAGGGGGAAGAGGGAGUGGGCCGGCAGAGGGCCGGGCAGCCGCUGGGCUGAGAGUGACGCAGCAGACAAAGCCACCAACCCUGGCUUGGUAUUUUUAAACUGUGCGUGGGUGGGAAGUGGGGGCGGGGACUGGAAGGGGGGCUCUUCUUGAGGGAGGAGCUCGGAGGCUGGCUUCCUGUGCUCCCCCUGAUUUGGCUACCAAAAAACUUGGGGGCCAUGGUAGAGUGGCCUGGGAGGGGCCUGGGAGGGGGCCAGGGAUGAGUGGGGGUGGCAGAGCUUGGGAAGGGGGGAGGGGAGAGGUCAGAGCCAAACCACCCCCGCAGCUCCUGACAGAACCAGAAAUUCCAGCGCAACCGAGGAGGCGGGAGAGAGAGAGACAGACAGAGACAGAGCUACGCACAGCCAGGGAGGGGAGGGGGCUCACACACGGGAAUGGAACCCCUCAUACACAUGCAGUGGGCAGGAGGCAGUAAUUCAAUAAACCUAAACUGAGCCCA